GCACAGCCGGGGCCAGUGGGAGGAGACGCCAUGACCCCCACCCUCAUGGCCCUGCUCUGCCUAGGGCUGAGUCUGGGCCCCAGGACCCAUGUGCAGGCAGGGACCCUCCCCAAACCCACCCUCUGGGCUGAGCCAGACUCUCUGAUCACCUGGGGCAGCCCUGGUACCAUCUGGUGUCAGGGGACCUUGGAGGCCCAGGAGUACCGUCUGGAUAGAGAGGGAAGCUCGGUGUCCUGGGACAGACAGAUCCCACUAGAGCCUGGGAACAAGGCCAAGUUCAACAUCCCAUCCAUGACAGAGCACUACAUAGGGCGAUAUCGCUGUUAUUAUCACAGCCCUGAUGGAUGGUCAGAGCCCAGUGACCCCCUGGAGCUGGUGGUGACAGUACCCUACGGCAAACCCACCCUCACAGCCCUGCCGAGCCCUGUCGUGACCCCAGGCGGGAAGGUGACCCUCCAGUGUGGCUCACAGCUGGAAUUUGACAAGUUCAUUCUCACUAAGGAAGGAGAACGAAAGUUCUCCUUGGCCGAGGACUCACAGCAACAGUCCUACAGGGGCUCCCAGGCCCUGUUCCCUGUGGGCCCCAUGACCCCCAGCCACAGGUGGAUGUUCAGAUGCUAUGGCUAUUUCAGGAACAAGCCCUGGGUGUGGACAGGACCCAGUGACCUCCUGGAGCUCAUUGUCUCAGGUGAGGACCGCGACGCUGACCACCGGUGCACCACAGCCCCCCAGCCACAGAGCACCCCGCAACAGCUGCACACAGUAGGUGCUCAGUUGAUGACGUCAUUCCUCACUCCUGACAUCACUCGUGCUCAAGGUCAGGGAAGGUUCCUGGAGGUUCUGAUCGGGGUGUCGGUGGCCUUCGUCCUGCUGCUCUUCUUCCUCCUCUUCCUCCUCCUCCGACACCGGCGUCGGGGCAAACACAGGUCAUCGGGUGAGUGGGGAGUGGGGGACGCAGGGGCAACCGAGGGUGGGCUCGGGCACCAGCCACAGGGAGAGCAGACAGACGGGCAAAGUCAGCUCGGAGAACCUGCUCCCGCAGUUUCCAAGAAAUCAAGGAGACUCCGUCACUGUCUCUCUCCACAGAGCCCACAUGACGAAGACCCCCAGGGAGUGACAUAUGCCCAGGUGAACCACUCCAGACUCAGGCGGGGAGUGGCCUCCCCUCCUUCCCCACUGUCCGGGGAAUUCCUGGACUUGAUGGACAGACAGGAGGAAGGGGACAGGCAGAUGGAGGUGCAGGCUGCCACAUCUGAAGACCCCCAGGAGGUGACCUACGCCCAGCUGCACAGCUUGACCCUCAGACGGGAGACAACUGCACCUCCU
This is a messenger RNA of Propithecus coquereli (Coquerel's sifaka), 1326 nucleotides long. Its product is annotated as leukocyte immunoglobulin-like receptor subfamily A member 5. The annotation marks the transcript as partial. The record is from RefSeq and is a predicted model, not a curated record. NCBI's taxonomy places the organism in Eukaryota, Metazoa, Chordata, Mammalia, Primates, Indriidae. The transcript is spliced from 8 exons.